This is a messenger RNA of Apis cerana (Asiatic honeybee), 1700 nucleotides long. Its product is annotated as gamma-glutamylcyclotransferase. NCBI's taxonomy places the organism in Eukaryota, Metazoa, Arthropoda, Insecta, Hymenoptera, Apidae. Gene Ontology annotation, molecular function: gamma-glutamylcyclotransferase activity. The record is from RefSeq and is a predicted model, not a curated record.
UAGAUAAUGUUAGAAUAUAUAUUUUUUAUUUUAUUUUAUUUUAUAUUUAACUUAUAUCUCGAUAGCUUUCGUUUAAUUAGAAUAUAUUUUAUUUACAAAUAUCAAGGAUAUAAUCAAUAUUGAUAAUGAGGAGUGAUCUUAACCUAUUUAUUCGUUAGUUUCAAUCAAUAAUCUUCACAAAAUUUUACGAACUAAUUGAUAAAAUGUCUAAUAAAUUUUUAUAUUUUGCAUAUGGAAGUAAUAUGUUAAUGAAAAGAAUACAUAUUAAUAAUCCAACUGCAAUACGAAAAGAUAUUGGUUUUUUAAAGAAUUUCAGACUAGAUUUUUUAACACAUUCAAAGAGAUGGGGUGGAUGCUCAGCAACAAUUGUACCCACAAAAGAUUAUGUUGUGUGGGGAGCAAUUUGGGAAUUAGAUGAAUGUAAUAUGUGUACUUUAGACAAUCAAGAAGGUGUUGCAGAUAAAUUAUACUUUCCAUUAAUAGUUGAUAUAGAAACGGUUACUGGUAAAAUAUUAAAAUGCAGAGUGUACCAACAAUGCAAAAAUCCAGAUGAACAUAUAAAAUUACAUUUACUACCAAUACACAGAAGACCUUCACCAUUAUAUUUAGAAACAAUAAUAAAAGGUGCACGUGAAAGCCAUUUACCACAUGAUUAUAUUAAAUUCUUAGAAACAAUACCACCUAAUGGAUAUAUGGGAGAAUAUGAUAUUGGACUUCCUUUACAAGAAGUUUAGAUUCAAGAAUCUUAUGAUUCUUUAAACGUUUCUGGACAAGAGGAUCAUUCUCAAUUAAGUUAAGAGCUGUCUCAAGUGAUAAUUUUUCUAUUUCAUGUUUGAAUAUUUUAAUUGUUGCACGCAGUGUACCAUUUAUCUGAUAAAAUAUAAAAUAUUACAAUUAAUGAUAUAUUUAUAUAAAAAAUUUAGAGUAUUAUUCUCAAUUUCUAAAAUAUAAUUCUAAAAUAUAAUUAUUAUAUAAUUGUAUCAUAAAUAAUAUAAUGUAAAUUCAUAUAUAAUAUAAAUAAAAAAUUUAUAUAUAAAUAUAAAUACUUUAAAUUAAAAAAAAUAUAAAUAAUUUUAAAUUUACCUUGACAAAUAAUUUCAUUUUAUAAUUCAUAUCUAUUUCUGGCCAUUUUUGUUCUAGAACAUCUUUAUCUAAUUUUAUUUCAUCCUCAUUUAUAAGAUGAUAUUUUGCCGCAGAAAAUGCCGACCAUAAUUCUGAAGCAAAAUGCGGUGCAAAUGGUGCAAGCAUUAUAAUUUGAACUGCUAAUGCACGUUCAUAUUCGCGACUUUUUUGCAUACAUUCCAUAGAUACCUUAUAAAAACUUAAUAUUAAAAAUUAAAAGUUCAAUAUUAAUUAAAAUUUCUGAAAUUAUUAUAACUCUUAGUAUAACAAAAAAAUACAAUAUAUACCUAUUUGUAAGUCCUUGCAUUCUUGAUAUUGCAAUACUUAAUUGUUGAGUUUUAAUUAUAUUAAAAGUUACAAUUUUUAAGAAAUAAUUUCGGCUAUCAAACAUAUAUGCAUCAUGUUCUGUAAAUUUAGGAUCAGUAGGUUCUGCCUGAAAAUUUUUUAAACUUACUCCAUUUCGAUAAUCUGUAAAAGUUUUUACUAUCUUCCAUAAGCGAUUUUGCCAAUUUAAUAUUCCUGGCAUAGCUAUAUUUUAUAGAUAUAAAUAUUGUUUAAUAUACAAUAAUGAAAAUUUA